This is a messenger RNA of Ceratina calcarata, 1724 nucleotides long. RefSeq names its product fatty acyl-CoA reductase wat-like. Lineage: Eukaryota; Metazoa; Arthropoda; Insecta; Hymenoptera; Apidae. The record is from RefSeq and is a predicted model, not a curated record. Gene Ontology annotation, molecular function: alcohol-forming very long-chain fatty acyl-CoA reductase (NADP+) activity. The transcript is spliced from 5 exons. Gene Ontology annotation, cellular component: peroxisome. Gene Ontology annotation, biological process: long-chain fatty-acyl-CoA metabolic process. The coding region runs from base 103 to 1635 and encodes 510 amino acids.
AUCUCCUCGACGUGGAAUGAUUCGAAAAUUCUAUGUAACGUUCUGAUUAAAUUUUCGAACGCUCGCAAUACGACAUACUAUACGACAAACAAUCGUUUUAACAUGAACUCUGCAAAGAAGUACAACUGGAAGAACGAUACCGAGAGUCAGAUAGUCCAAUUUUACGCCGGCAAACACGUAUUCCUGACGGGAUGCACCGGGUUCUGUGGCACGCUCAUCUUGGAGAAGCUCCUCCGCACGUGCACCGACAUCGGCAAGAUCUACAUCAUGAUUCGACCAAAGAAGAACGUCACUAUGCAGAAACGAAUGGAGGAAUUGUUCCAAUGCGACGUGUUCGACAAGUUGCGUGCUAUGAAUCCAAACUUUACGGAUAAGGUGAUUAUGAUCCACGGUGAUCUGUACAAACCCGACUUGGGCCUCUCGGCAGAGGAUCGUCAGCGUUUGGUGAACAACGUGAACAUAAUCAUUCACAACGCGUCGAUGGUGUACUUUAAGGCGAAGGUGUCUGUUAUUUUGCGGACCAACGUGCUCGGAACGCAGAAGAUGCUCGAACUAGCGGCUGAAUGUCCGAACUUGAACGUGUUCGUGUACAUGUCGACCGCGUACUCUCAUCAUUACACGAAAACGAUCGAAGAAAAAUUUUACGCACCGCCGUGCGAUUUAAAGAUGAUCGAGGACAUCAUACGAGUCGAUGAAGAGAACGCUGCCGGAAUUUCUAAGGAAGCCCUCGACGAUAUUGUAGGGAAAUGGAUGAACCAGUACGCGUUCAGCAAGGCCGUCACCGAGGGUAUAGUCGAGGACUUCGGUAAAAGAAGAUCGCUACCCUGCUUCGUCUACAGGCCUUCCAUAGUUACGGAAACACAGUAUGAACCGAUCAAAGCCUGGGUAGGGAACAAGAAUGGACCAGUCUCGUUGACUUUAGGACUGGGUUUAGGUGUAUUACACGUAAUGCAUAUGGACGAGAAUCUCCGUUUGGAUUUCAUUCCUGGCGACUACACGAACAAUAGUUUGUUGGCGGCCAUUUGGGACUACGUCGAGCACAGGGAAACGGAUGAACCGCAGGUGUACAAUUACGCGUCGUCCGACUGGCAACCGUUCGUUACUAAAGUAUUGACGCAGAACUUCCGUACUGCGAUCGAAAAAUAUCCAACGUCGAAGAUGAUAUGGUAUCCCACCCUCUAUAUGGUUUCUAACAAACUUCUAUUUCUAAUACUGCACACAAUUUGGCACGUCAUUCCCGCUAUUAUCAUCGACGCGGUCUUACUGACCCGAGGGAAGAAGCCGAAGGCGACUGAAAUGCUGUUCAAGGUGUUGAAACACCAUAAGAUUCUACUUUACUUUAUCUCCUCGAGCUGGGUCAUAAAAACGGACAGAACGAAACGUAUUCUUAGCCGUAUGAACGCUGCCGACUUGAAGCUAUUUCCGUUCGACUUGAAACAAAUAGAUUGGGCGAAAAAGAUGGAAAUGGGUUUGAUCUGCGUUCGGCGGCUUAUGAAAGAGCCGUACGAUUCGAUUCCUGACGCACGGAAGAAGCUUCAGAAAUUACGGAGGAUACAUUACACCGUCGUUACUUUGCUUGGACUUUUCUCACUGUUCCUUAUGUACAGGAUAAUGUGUAUCUUGUCUUUUAUUUGAUGAAAUAACCGUAUUACGAAAAUUUCUUGAAGAUUCUUAUUUAUUUUUGAAUCACGAUAUCGUUCGUUGGAGGGGUUGAGGAAAAUUUA